UGCAGUGCAAUACUAAGCGAAGUCAGCCCUUUUGGCAAUGCACUGAUGACCACCAGUCUUGGGGGACGCUUGAUAGAACAAGACCUCGGACUGCGCAUCGCGAUGUGAGACGCACGACAAGGCAUCGGCGGAAAGAAGACUCGGCUCCAGUUAGACCUUGCAGUUAAUGUUUACUAUUUCGUCAUUUUUUUUUUGUUCAUUAGCGUUACCAUGGAUACCAGAGGAGGAGAAACGAAGGACAAAAUGAAGAAUAUAACGAAAAUUGCCGCGAGCCCAAGACAGAUCUUGUGUGUUCUGAUAGUAGCUUGCACGCCAACCCUCAACGGCAUGCUAAGCGGGUGGACAGCUGUGUUGCCCAAGUUGCAAGAGGACUCGAGCAGGUUCACGGUGACGGUUCAGGACGUCACUUGGUUAGCGUCCUUAAACCUAAUAGUAGGUAUCGGGGCCUGUCCAUUGGCCGGAACCCUGGGGGAACUUGUGGGUCCUUGCCGUCUUCUGUUCCUGGCGAUGUUCCCCGUGCCUGUUUUCUGGCUCAUACAGGCCUACACGCCGUGGCUCCCUCUGCUGUACGUGUGUCGAGCUGCCCUGGCGAUCAGCACGUCCAUGUUGUGCACGAUGGUACAACCGCUGGUCGCUGAGCUGUGCCCCGUCGAGAUCAGAGGCUUGGCGGGGACCUUGCCCGAGGUGAUGGGCUGUGCUGGGAUCCUGCUCUCCUACGUCCUGGCUUACCUGCUGCCUUGGGACGUGGCCACGGCGGUGUCGGCCGCUCCCUUCGUGCCACUGGUCUUGCUCUUGCUUCUCGUGCCCGAGUCUCCGUAUUGGCUUGUGAGGAAGAAGAGGCUCGACGCCGCCGAGAGGUCUUUGCGAGUCCUGUUGGGCCGCAGCGCUGACGUCACGAAGGAACUCGACGCCAUCAGGAGUACCACAACCCUUAAGCAGUCCAAGGUCAAGAACCAGUUACAAGAGCUUCGCCGAGGUCGUAACAUCCGUCCCGUGGUGCUGAUCAUUGCUCUGUUCGUCCUGAGGGAACUCGGCGGGAAAGCCCCCGUCUACAGCUACACCGUCUACAUGUUUCGCAGCGCGGGAGUAGAGCUGGACGCCUUCUACUGCACAGUGUUCGUCGGAUUAACUCGUUUUGGCGCUACUUUAGUGUCAGCUUUCAUCCUGGAUUACCUGGGCCGAAAGCCGGUGCUAGUGGCGUCAGCGACGAUAUCGGCCCUGGCUCUGGCUGCCGCCGGCGCCACUGUCUACCUGGAGGUGGUGGAGGCGUCGUGGGUGCCCUUGGCGGCCAUGCUGGUGUAUGUGGGGGCGUACGCAAUCGGUCUCGGCCCUAUCUUGUGGGCUUACCUCGGCGAACUCCUUCCGACCCCAGUGAGAUCCAUGGCAGCGUCUAUAAUUACCUUCUUCCACUUCUCCUCCUCCUUCGGCGUAAACUACAUGUUCCUUGAGGUCGUAGCGACCUUCGGACUCGGUCGGACGCUGAUGGUGUUCGGAUCCGUCAAUCUGGUUAUUGCCAUAGUUGUCUUCUGCUUCAUACCUGAGACGAAAGGCCGCUCUCUGCAGGACAUGGAGAAGGCUUUCGUAGCGAAGGGCCGCAAGGAAGGAAAAGACAACCCGAUCUUCGAAGCAGAUGAGCAGCCUCCCCACACAGACCCGCUCAGCCAAACUCAAAGCGACUCGCACGAGGCCACGACCGCCUCUUGUGCUUCGUCAAUCUCAUACAACGGGCCAUGCACACCCUCGAAUUCCAGAACUGGACCGUGCACUCCUCCAGGAACCCGUACCUUACCAUGCAUACCGCUUGAUACGCAUGAUGCCCGAUGCGCCCCGCGAAGCACCAAUGGAUCAGAAUCCAGAGGGGGCGGUAGGCUUUCUUCACGCAAUUCGUCGAACGCUUCCUCCUCUCCAGCUUCAUUCACAGAGGCCACAAUCCCAGCCUUCAUUGAACCAGAAGAACCUACAUUACAAAUGACUUAUCUGUAAGGGAGACUAAGUUUAUAGGAAGGCGUUCGAGAAGGUAAUAUGUUCCUUAGCUGCCUCAGUUUCCAAUAUUAAUGGAGAGGUGUCAGACUCGUUAACUACGGCGGGAAGUAUGAUAUGAGAACACAGUAUAUAAGCCAGAUAUCAUUAUUAUAAGUAUUUAGCAAUCACAUUCUGAAGAAGGAAUAUGGCAAAGUAA
Molecule: messenger RNA, 2179 nt
Organism: Penaeus chinensis
Lineage: Eukaryota; Metazoa; Arthropoda; Malacostraca; Decapoda; Penaeidae
Product: facilitated trehalose transporter Tret1-like
Exons: 6
Coding region: 211-1983 (590 amino acids)
Biological process (GO): transmembrane transport
Cellular component (GO): membrane
Molecular function (GO): transmembrane transporter activity
Source: RefSeq, a predicted model, not a curated record